UGGCUGUUGAGGUAGGGAAGCGUAUGGUUGCCAAGGAGCCGGCUACUUCCGGUUUUCAGGGCUUUUCGGUUAUAACGUUACUUGAUGGAGACGGCUGUAGAUUGCAGAAGCAGUGAAAUGGCGAGUGUAGAAACUGAGGUCCUUCGAGACCAAGUGCAAAAAUUAAGAGCAAAAUUGAAGCAGUAUGAAGAAAAGGAUUUUUCUCAACAUAAUAUAUUACAGACUUCUGGUAAGUUAAGGAAUUAUGAGACUUCAUCCUCCACUCUAGUUGAAAAAAGAAAUGCAGAUUUCAUAAUUGGAGAAUUUGACAAAUACAGCGAGGAUAUGAGUAACCAACUCCAUUUAUGCCAGACUGAAAUGGCUGAAAUGAGAUUAAAGCUAGAAAGCAUUGUAAAAGAAAAUGAGACGCUUCACGAACAAUUAAAAGAGUCCCUGGAGAAGCAGCUGGAAUCGCUUCCUACUAAUGCUGCUUUGGCCAGCGAAGCUUCUACAGAACAAGAAUUGAUUAGAAACCUACAGGAGCAAUUGCAACUUGCAAAUCAAGAAAGAGACAAUGCGUUACAGCUGUGGCAGACGGUUGCACAAGAAAUGGAUCGCUUGCAAGUAGUGUAUCAGAAACGUAUGACUGAUGCACACAUACAUGUGGCAGAGAGACAGAAGCAAAAGGAAGAGCUAGCAAAUCUUCAGCAGCUAACCAAACAACUCCAUGGGGCACAUGAAAAAGUAGAGCAGACAAACCAACAAUUUCUUCAUACAGUGAGUGAGCAGCAAAUGGAAAUCGACCAGCUUCAAAAGCAGCUUCGGCAAGCAAAAUUGGAUGUAAAAGUAGCAAAUAUGAAAGCUGAAGAAAUGGCUACAGUUGUAAAAACACUGGAAGACCAGGUGAAGAGAAAGGAAGAAGAGGUGUUGGCAGCCCGGGGCAAGGAAGACACGACAGACAAACGGGUGCAACAGCUUCAGACUGCUGUAGCACAAUUAGAAACCAGGCUGAAAGCAGCAAUGCAAGAUGUAGAACAGUUAAAAGGAGAAAAAACGCGAUUAGAAAAGCACCUUGGGGAGCUACAGGCAAAAAAUUCAGAGCUGAAAGUGGAGAAGUAUGAAGCAGUGUCCAGAGUGCGGGAUAGUUUACAGAUCAUAGAAGAAGCCAACCUACAGAAAGAUCAGGCACUCUUAAGAGAAAAGCAAAGGGAGGAAGAAAUACAAACUAUGAAACAGGCUGUUGCUAAGAUAAUUCAAGAAGCUGCAGCGAGAACACGGAAAGAGGUAGAGAGUGCCAAAAAGCUGUCUAAUGUAAAGAUUUCACAGUUGACUGAUGAUAUCUCUGUGCUACAAAGGGAAUGUGCUGAGAAGCAAAGCCUUAUUGAGCGUGCCUUAAGAGACAAGCGAGCAGCAGAGGAAGAACUGGAGAAGGUGUAUCGAGAAGGCCGGGGAAAUGAGAGAGAUUAUAGGAAGCUGGAGGAGCUACAGCAGCGAUGCCUGAUUGCCGAACGCACAAAAGAUGACCUCAAGAUAAGUCUGAGUACAGUGCAAAAGAAAAUGAAGCAACUGGAACUAAACUCUGAAGAGGAGUUGUCAAGGUGCCAUGAAACUAUUCAAAAGCUGAACGAGGUUUUGGAGUCAGAAAGAAAAGAGAGUAGCUCUGUGAGUGAAGAAAGGUUGAAACUCAUGCAGGAAAAUCAACAGUUGAGGAAAGAUGUGGAGGAAUGGAAAAAGUCAGCUACAGAAGCACAGCAAAAAGUCACGUUUCAGUUAAGGACUUUGGCAAAUGAAUUUUCGGUGAAGGAGCAAGGCUUUAAGGUGCAGUUACAGGAAAUGGAGGAUGGAUGUGGAAAGUCUAUAGGAGAAUUAAUGAAACUUUUGAUGGCUCAGCAAAAAGCAAGUUACAAAUGGAAAGAAGAGACAACCAACCUUACUGAAAGCACAGAAAGCAGAUUGAGAAAACUGCGAAGUCAGCUGAACGAUCAGAAGAGACACAAUCAAGAAUUAGUUUCUCAGUUGGAAACCACCCAUGAGAAAAAUGUUGAGUUAGAAAACUCGAUAGCAGAUUUACAGCAAAAAAGCAUCAGGCUUCAGAAACGUCUGGACCAAGCAGAAGAGCGAGCAGUAGAGGCUUCAAAACAGCUCAGUCGUAUUGUUUCCCAGAGGAGAAAAACAACUCAUGAACUGGACCUUGAAAAAAUCUAAAAAUAAGAUUACAACUCUUAUAAUUGGGAUUAUCUAACCUGCAGUAACAGAUGGGAGAACAUUAAGUAUUGAUGACUUCUUGUCAGUGCUGUGGCGACAGCAAUACAAACCUUGCAAUUGUGGACAAUCAAUGACAGAUUUAUGAGAUAAAAUGAACAACUGUUAUUUUUAUACCACUUUUAUUCUAAUAUUUGUAUAUGUUUAAUCAUGCAAUUUUGUAAGAUUAAAUUAUUUAUACUUACGGUACCUUUUUUACAGUUAUCAAUUGAUAUUUAUAUUAUUCAUCAAUCACUCCACUUAAGUAGGAUCAUCAGUCCUCCUUUGCUCCACCCAGUUGCUUAAAAUAUUUGCAGACUCUUCCACCAUUAAACACAUCAUUUUUUGACUGUAAUUUUAUUGUUAAAAAAGUGAUGGUUUAAAAGAAAAAAAAAAUGGCACCUGUUUCUUUGCAUUUUGGAUGGCAUAGCUGGGUUAGGGUUGACUUUGCAAGGUCUGAUGAUUGGGUGACAUCCGUUUUGAGCUCCUAUGAAUGUAAAGUGGGCGAUGAUGCAUACAAUGUAUGCAUUUCCACUCUGAUGUACAGGAGCAUAGAGUCCAGCUGUAAUUCCUGCCACUGUACUGUGCAUACAUCCUACUAAUGGUGCAAUCUACCUAAUGUGGAGAUGUCUCAUUUACCUUUUGGAACUGUCUUCAUUCUUCAUGGCAUACUAUUUACAAGGUGUUGAAACAUUCCUCAGAGAUCUUGGUCCAUUUAGACAUGAUGUCAUCACACACCAGCAGAUUUUCUGGCUGCACAUCCAUGAUGCAAAUCACCCGUUCCACCAAAUCACAAAUUGCUCUAUUGAAUUGAGAUCUGGUUACUGUGGAGACCAUUAAAGUACAAUGAAUUGAUUGUUAUGGUCAAGAAACCAGUUUGAGAUAAACUAAAUAUUGUAAAAUGUAGCUUUAACCUGCUGGAAGUAGCCAUCAGAAGGUGGGUACACAUAAGGGGAUGGGGAUGGACAUGAUCAGCAACAAUACACAGGUACAAGCAAAAGAAUUACGACAACACACUGCUAGUGCUAAGAUAUAUGUGUAAUACAACACUUUUUUCAUUGCAAUACUGCUAUAGAGAAAAUUAGAGGUUCUUGGCUUACCAUUUGGCCAAAUAGUGUGUACCAUCCCAUCACGAUAAGGUGACCUCAGUUGGGACGGACCCUACAUUAUAGAUGCCUAUCUUGGGCUCUAAGCCUACAAGUUCUGGGCAUGUAAGAUCCAGCUAUUCCCUACUUAAAAACACCUAGUGGAAUAGGUGGAGUGCACGCACCAAUAUAGAGUCAGCCACUCCCUCCACAUAUGUAACAUAAAAUGAUCAGCACAUCCUACACAACUAUUGUAUAUAUCAAGAACACAGGUGCAAGCUGCUGCGGCUGAACUACAAGUACAAGCAAAGGAAUUACAGCAGCACACUGCUAGCGCUAGGAUAUAUGUGUAAUACAACACUUUUUUUUAUUGCAAUACUGCUAUAGAGAAAAUUUGAGGUUCUUAGCUUACCAUUUGGCCAAAUAGUGUGUACCAUCCUACCACGAUAAGGUGACUUCAGUUGCCACUCUACCCAUUCCGCUAGAUAUUUUUAAGUAGGGAAU
Molecule: messenger RNA, 3809 nt
Organism: Hyla sarda
Lineage: Eukaryota; Metazoa; Chordata; Amphibia; Anura; Hylidae
Gene: SCLT1
Product: sodium channel and clathrin linker 1
Exons: 22
Coding region: 85-2184 (699 amino acids)
Biological process (GO): cilium assembly; clustering of voltage-gated sodium channels; centrosome cycle
Cellular component (GO): centriole; centrosome
Source: RefSeq, a predicted model, not a curated record